This is a messenger RNA of Microplitis mediator, 1062 nucleotides long. RefSeq lists its product as uncharacterized. Gene Ontology annotation, cellular component: membrane. The transcript is spliced from 2 exons. Bases 81 to 485 code for a protein of 134 amino acids. The record is from RefSeq and is a predicted model, not a curated record. Gene Ontology annotation, molecular function: growth factor activity. Gene Ontology annotation, biological process: hemocyte migration. NCBI's taxonomy places the organism in Eukaryota, Metazoa, Arthropoda, Insecta, Hymenoptera, Braconidae.
AAACUGUUACAUAUAAAUUUAUUUUUAUUUUAUUAUUUUAUCAAGUACGUGAAUUGUUAAAUAUAUAAGUAAUUGCAACUAUGAUACUGCGCCUGAUCUUGAUCUUGGGAGUUUUGGGAUGUCAUUCAAAAAUUAAUCAUAAAGAUAGCAGUUAUUUGAAUCAUGUACAGUUGGUUCAUCAAUUCAGAUGUUCGUUACCGCAACCACGAGCUGUACCCAUUGAAGAACUUUUGUCAGUUGGUCCAAGUCCUGAUGAAAUAUUUUAUCCUGUUUCAACAGUCCUGGCUCGGUGCGAUGGUGCUGGAUGCUGUGCCCAAGAAAAUCAAGUGUGCGGACCAGUACAAUCGCGUAAUGUCAGUCUUGUAUUUAUGGUGAAGCAUCGGAUCGAUCAGCAACGAGACCGGCAUCAUGAAAUCAUUCAUGCUGUUGAGCAUAUCAAGUGCGCUUGUGUUGACAAAGACAAGGAGCCUUUUCAAAAUUUUUAACAUCCAUUGAUUUUUUAAUUAUCCAUUGAUUUAUUAAUUAUCUUUAAUUGAUAUUUUAACAUUUCACAAUUAAGCAAUUAACGUUUGUGGAAUGUGUUUUUUUAAUUUUUACGUGUGAUGGUUUUUAAAGAAACUGUAGCACUUAGAUACUGUUUUUUUUUUUUUUUUUACAAAUUGUACUCGUGUACUUUGCACUUAAUUGGCAAGUUGAAAGAAUUUUCUUGCCGCUUCUAAAUCACGUUUAAUAGUCUCGUUGUCGGGAGCUAAUUUAAGGGCUGCCUCUAAUUCUGGAAUUCCGUGCUGAGGUGCCGACAAUUUACAGAGAGCCGCACCAAAACGGGCAUGACACCGGGCCCGUGAUUCACGAUUACCUUCGCACUUUGGUUCCAUUAAUUCUAGAGCCUGUUUGAAUUUUUUUAUGUUUUUAUAAUUAUAAUAACAAUAAUUAAAUUAAUCAUUACGUAAUAAAAAAAAAUUAUACUGUAAGGAAUCGAUACCAUUGAAAUGUAAAAACUGACUCUUUCAUUAAGUUAUUAAUUUUGUAUUAAAUAUUUUGAAUAAAAAUAUUAAAAUUUUA